AUGUCUAAGAUCACAGUCGCCGGAGUGCGCCAGAACAUCGAGCAGCUGCUCAACUACUCUCAGAAUGAGAAGAAGAGAAACUUCCUCGAGACCGUCGAGCUUCAGAUCGGUCUGAAGAACUACGACCCCCAGCGUGACAAGCGUUUCUCUGGCACCAUCAAGCUGCCUACCGUUCCCCGUCCCAACAUGACCAUCUGUGUUCUUGGUGACCAGCACGAUCUCGACCGUGCCAAGCACCACGGCAUUGACGCCAUGUCCGCCGAUGACCUGAAGAAGCUGAACAAGAACAAGAAGCUCAUCAAGAAGCUUGCUCGCAAGUACGAUGCUUUCCUUGCUUCCGACACCCUCAUCAAGCAGAUCCCCCGUCUCUUGGGUCCUGGUCUUUCCAAGGCCGGUAAAUUCCCUACCCCCGUCUCUCACGCUGAGGACAUGGCCAACAAGGUCAACGAGGUCAAGUCCACCAUCAAGUUCCAGCUUAAGAAGGUUCUCUGCCUCGGUGUUGCCGUCGGUAACGUUGGCAUGACUGAGGACGAGCUCGUCGCCAACACCAUGCUGGCCAUCAACUACCUUGUCUCUCUGCUUAAGAAGGGUUGGCAGAACGUUGGUAGCCUUGUCCUCAAGGCUACCAUGUCUCCCCCUAAGCGUCUGUACUAA
Molecule: messenger RNA, 654 nt
Organism: Aspergillus niger
Lineage: Eukaryota; Fungi; Ascomycota; Eurotiomycetes; Eurotiales; Aspergillaceae
Product: 60S ribosomal protein uL1
Exons: 4
Coding region: 1-654 (217 amino acids)
Biological process (GO): translation
Cellular component (GO): large ribosomal subunit
Molecular function (GO): RNA binding; structural constituent of ribosome
Source: RefSeq, a predicted model, not a curated record